Cylicocyclus nassatus is the source of this 447-nucleotide messenger RNA. NCBI's taxonomy places the organism in Eukaryota, Metazoa, Nematoda, Chromadorea, Rhabditida, Strongylidae. The record is from the annotation of a GenBank genome assembly.
AUGAGACUCAUAUUUCUAGCAUGUGUGGGUCUGCUAGUCAUCGCCGUCAAUGCUGAACAGGUACAAGAGAAGGAAGAGGGUGAGAUCACUGCAUUGGAGGAGAGCAAUGAUGACAUCGCAACAGCACUCGACAAAGCAGAUUUGCAAGAAACCGAAGAUACUGAAGUAGAAAUCCCUGCAAUCCGAGUGAAACGAGGAGCUAGACGAGCCCGCUUAGCUGCUCGUAGACGUAUAAACAGAAGAAGGUUACAACGCCGUAGAGCCCAUGCUCGUCGUCAUCGCAGAAAUCAACGCCGCGCAGCCGCCAAGCGAGCACGUCACUCGCGUCGCGCACGUAAAGUCAAGCGGGCAUUCGGUCGCCGUCUUCUACGAAAGGCACGCGCACGUGCGGCUCGUGAUCGAAAACGUGCGGCUCGCGCACGCGCGGCUGCAGCUGCUGCCAACUAA